Molecule: messenger RNA, 630 nt
Organism: Haemonchus placei
Lineage: Eukaryota; Metazoa; Nematoda; Chromadorea; Rhabditida; Trichostrongylidae
Source: the annotation of a GenBank genome assembly
AUGCAGUACCACAGUCUUUACCAUAACAACGAUUUCUCGGAAAGGGACCGAUCACCGAAGUUCAGGAGGUGUAUACCUUUGCAGGCUAGCGAGGACCAAAGAGACCAACGUGACGAUGCGAACUUUGAUGAUGAAGGUGGCAACGCAGUUGGAGAAAACCAAAGUGCUGAUGGGGCCAUGAAGAAUGACGAGGGCAGCCAUUCGAGACAGGUCGAUGAGUUCUUGCAACAGCCAUCGGCAUGCCAGCUGCUCCCGUGCGAUUUCACAAACGACAUUUGUGGAUAUCGCAAUUAUCAAAAUGAAACAAUGAGCUUGGUCGAUUGGCAGCUGGGAAACCACAGAGUGGAUAAUAUAUCUGGUGAUGGCAAGGGAGAACAGGAAGCCAAUGGAGGUUUUCUUUUCGUCGGUACCGAUACAUCCACAUUGGGAGUGACAACGUACAUCUUAGAAUCGCCUGAAUUCUCUUUAACUGAGGAAAUGAAGCUAUCCUUCGAUGUUUACAGAAGAUCCAAGGACAUCACAUUGCAGAUAUACUUCAAAGCGGUACAAUGGAGGAAAUUCAAAUGGCUUGCAAUUGACAAUAUCACGUUGAGCCCAUGUCCACAAUCAUCAUCAUCGCCUGCAUUAUAA